Molecule: messenger RNA, 2061 nt
Organism: Trichomycterus rosablanca
Lineage: Eukaryota; Metazoa; Chordata; Actinopteri; Siluriformes; Trichomycteridae
Gene: rabac1
Product: Rab acceptor 1 (prenylated)
Exons: 6
Coding region: 98-667 (189 amino acids)
Cellular component (GO): Golgi apparatus
Source: RefSeq, a predicted model, not a curated record
AUCUGACUGUAGAUAAGAAGAAGAAAAUCAACCGCUCCACAUCAUCACGUCCGCCUUUUAACAACACCACAAAACACCUCAGAUACAGUGAGUAGAAAUGGAUGGAAAGAUGACUGAUCCCUUCAGCAGUGAGGCGGAAGAGCUUCCUGCAGCACGACUAGUCAACAGGCUUUUCCCCAAAGGCUUCUCAGGUAUGGUAGUGAAGGACUGGCUGGACCGACGUCGGAAGUCUAUCAGGCCAUGGGCUGGUUUUGUCGAUCAGCGCAAGUUCUCCAAGCCUAAGAACUUUGGAGAAUUGUGCCAGCGUGUUGUGAAGAACCUGGACACCUACCACAGCAACUAUACCUUUAUCUUCUUGGGGCUUAUUCUCUACUGCAUAAUCAGCUCUCCGAUGCUGCUGAUCGCCAUGGCUGUUUUUGCCGGUGCAUUUUACAUCAUCCACCUAAAGUCUUUGGAGUCCAAGCUGGUUGUUUUCGGCCGAGAGCUGACUCAUGGUCACCAGCUUGGACUGGCUGGAGCGGUUUCACUACCGGUCUUCUGGCUUGCAGGGGCUGGAGCGGCUGUCUUUUGGGUACUGGGAGCUACUCUGGCCGUGAUCGGUACUCAUGCUGCCUUCCGUGAACUAGAGCAAUCAGACAUGGAGGAGCUUCUGAUGGAACCGGUUUAACCCCUCGGCUGUUGUCUGACCUCUCGUUCAUCCAAACCGUCUCCUUUUUCUUGCUGCAGCCCCACACAUGAAAGGCCUAAACACUGACCCAAUGACUAGCCUGUUUAUUCUGGACUGAAUGCAUAUUAUGCACAUAAGGAAAAAUCAACAAUUUUAUAAUUUUUUUAAAUGAUGUCAGCCGAUGAAUAGAGGAAAUGCAUGUUUACUGAAGGAAUAAGCACAGUAGAUUACAUAAUCAUUGAUUGAUCAUAAUCAAUAUUAUACUAUGUAUCUUACAUAUCUGUUACAUAUACUGGGGCUGUGCAUGUAUCUUUUAACUGUUGUCCAUUCAAUCUAUUGUCACAAAGGAAAACCCCAUGCACACAUUAAAUUAUGAUGUGUAAAAAGCAAGCACAUCAGUUAGAAACCAAAAUUUUGGCUUUCUAUAUUAAUAUUCAAUGUUCUUACAGUGGCAUUAUUUAAUUGUGGAUGUUUGGUGCCAUCUCUGGUAGAAAUGCGUUAUUGCAACAUGUAACCCAUAGAUUCAUUUAGAGCUUCAGUUUGUGUCUUUAAUUAGCUUCGCCUUAAUGGUAAACAUGUGGCAUUGCAGGGUAUUCCUACCUGAGUAUUUACUUAAAGCUGCAGUAUGCAACAGUAGUGACCUACCUGGUAAAAUGCAAAUAAGCAGAUUUGUGAAACCAGUUUUGCUCCUCUAUCCUUAAAUUGAACUGAUUUAUUUAAAGCUGCAGUAUGUAUCUUUGGGAAUUUGGUUCAUCAUACUGGCAGCAAUGUGUCAUUGAAAAUAACCUACAAAUCAACAUUUUGAAAAUCUGGUUCUUUACUAAAUGAAACACAUAGUCAUUGAAUUAAAGCUGCAGUGUGUAAUUUUGUAUUAUUUUGAGAGCUGAUAGCCAACAAAAAUGGCAUAAUUGAAAAACGUACAUGUUUGUGCUGUGAUGUAUUUUUGCGAGAGUUUGCUAUGUUUUGGUCUUUUUUCUGCAGUUUUUACAGAAAUGGCUUUGUCAUGAGACAGCAUUUUUCUUUAUAAUAUAUCAUCAAACCUAAAGCUUUAUUUUUACAAUAAUAGGACCAUCACAGUAGUACUAAUUUGGCAUAUUUUGCAUAAUAGAGUACAAUUUCUUAAUGCAGCUUGAGAUGUUCUUAUAUAUAAAACAAAUCUUAAAUAUGUCUUUUCAUAUAGCUUUACAUUUUCUAAGUUCUCUAUUUUUUUCUUUACAUGGUAUAACAAAAUAUAUCGAGCUUUUAUCCAUUAUGUGGUAUCAAUACACCAAGUGCAUUUAUUGCAGGUUUGUUUCUUUGUUACUGAUGCUUUUAAAGCUGUUUUUAUUUAAUUUCUCAACUUUUAUCUUUGUUACAUUCAGCUCAAAAUGAAAGUGCAAUAAAAUCCUCAUCCU